Messenger RNA from Nothobranchius furzeri (turquoise killifish), 3553 nucleotides. It is a transcript of the gene crkl, whose product is annotated as v-crk avian sarcoma virus CT10 oncogene homolog-like. Gene Ontology annotation, molecular function: receptor tyrosine kinase binding; signaling adaptor activity. Gene Ontology annotation, biological process: signal transduction; positive regulation of ERK1 and ERK2 cascade; cell migration. The record is from RefSeq and is a predicted model, not a curated record. NCBI's taxonomy places the organism in Eukaryota, Metazoa, Chordata, Actinopteri, Cyprinodontiformes, Nothobranchiidae.
AGUCGGUGACGUGCAGCUAGAAAGCGGGACCUGCCCUCCCGUCGCCAUUUUUUUUUGGGUCUAACGCUCGCACUUUGGUUGGCUUGAGAAAGAGGAGGACUUGCUUGGGAAAAGAAAGGAAAGUACAAAACGUAGACUCUCCGAGUCUGGAUACUUCGUGAGCCGUCAGGAAUGCACGCGGGAGCUCCGGAGUGCGAGUCCAAGUCCUGGGAUGCUCACGCGGCAGACACACCGCUGCAUUGAAUUUGUUUCUCGGGUGAAGACGUGUUGCGGGGCCGCCAUUUUUCUUGCUGUGUUGCCUCAAAACUCUGCUUCGACUCAGAGAAGGAACUCGGAAAGCUCUUUAUUUGACGCGUGCCUCGCCGUGAAAGGGAUUUGAGUUAUUUACUUGUUACCUACCAGCGGCUGCUGUCAACCUUUUGCUGACAUGGGGAUUCAUCGGAUGAAAAACUGAGGCCACCUUUUCCGUUCUCAUAACUGACACUGUCUGAAAGCGAUACACAAUUUGUAGAAAAGCUUGGUGUUUUCUCGGAAGGCGGAACGAAAAGAAGGAAGCCUCUUUGAUCGUUUGCAGCUUGGGCCUCCGACGGUGUUUGUUUUCUGUCAGUUAAUCAUUCUCUUCGUUUUUGGCUCCUUCAACAAUUCUUCAGCUUCGGACUGCUGAGCCAGAGGAAGCGCAUUAUGCUCCAAAGUUGGAUCAAGUCACUCGCUCCCUAUUCCUGAAAACUUCAGAUUUAUUUUGAUUUUUCUUAUUUAUUCAGGUCGACAGAGCCUGCAGCGUUUGUGCAGAAAUUACUGGAAACCGUUCCAGGGUGGCGCAUGCCCUGCCCUGCAUCUUCCAAAACCAACGGUUUGCUGUGAGAGUACGAUUGCUUGAACUCCCACUUUCACGUUUUUUUUUUUUAAUUUCUAUUAACUUAUAUUUGAACAGAAAUGUCAACUGCUCGGUUUGAGUCAUCCGACCGCUCGGCCUGGUAUUUUGGACCCGUGUCACGACAGGAAGCACAGAACAGGUUACAGGGACAGAGGCAUGGCAUGUUUCUAGUUCGAGAUUCCUCCACCUGCCCAGGCGACUAUGUGCUGUCAGUGUCGGAGAACUCCAAGGUUUCUCACUAUAUAAUCAAUUCUUUGCCCAGCAAGAGGUUUAAGAUAGGCGACCAAGAGUUUGAACACCUCCCAGCUCUCCUGGAGUUCUACAAAAUCCACUACCUGGACACGACUACGCUAAUAGAACCUGCUCCCAGGUAUCAAAGUACCAUCAGCAGUCCCAUUCAGCCUAUGAUUGGCUUAGAGGAGAACCUGGAGUAUGUGCGGACACUAUACGACUUCACUGGGAGCGACGCGGAGGACCUUCCAUUCAAAAAGGGUGAGCUCCUCAUCAUCCUGGAGAAGCCUGAGGAACAGUGGUGGAGUGCCAAAAAUAGAGACGGACGUGUCGGUAUGAUCCCUGUGCCCUACGUUGAGAAAUUGGUACGACCACCCCACCCUGGCCAGCCCACACACGGAUCUCGCAACUCCAACAGUUACGGGAUACCUGAGCCCUCUCACACCCUUGUUAACGCCUACGCCCAACCUCAGACGUCAUCCCCGCUGCCUCCCGGCACACCCGGAGCAGUCAUCAAUCCACUUCCCUCCAUGCCGAAUGGUCCUGUUGUGGCAAAGGCUAUCCAGAAACGAGUGCCAUGUGCCUAUGACAAAACAGCUCUUGCUCUAGAGGUCGGGGAUAUUGUUAAUGUGACACGAAUGAACAUCAGCGGCCAGUGGGAAGGCGAAGUGAAUGGACGAAGGGGUCUCUUCCCUUUCACCCAUGUCAAAAUUAUAGAUCCCCUGAAUCCUGAUGAGAGUGACUGACUCAGGAGUUGAGCUGAAGCCUCUCGACACGUACCUGAAGCAGCUGGCCGUGUCUGCCUCUCCCCAGCGGUGUCGCCAUUAUGUUCCUGCCUGCUUGGGGGCUGUGCUAUGACGGUGACCCCAUCUGUUCAUGUUGCCAGCUGUGGCAAGGCUUUCUGACCGUUUACAGCUGUGGACACCAGAGCUCUACGAAAACAUGAACUAUUGUCCCUUAGUUCAUUUUAUCUUUCUGUCGUAUUUACAGAGGGCAGUUUUGUUUUCCAGAACAUCACUGGGCAUCAGUCGUUUUUGCAUGUAAAAGUGUGCGCACGUGCGUGAUAUGUCUUUUUUUUCUCUCUCCCCCUGAACAUUUGUCAGAAGUCUUGGAUUGUGUGUGUGUGUGUGUGUGUGUGUGUGUGUGUGUGUGUGUGUGUGUGUGUGUGUGUGUGUGUGUGUGUGUGUGUGUGUGUGUGUGUGUGUGUGUGUGUUGCAAGGGAAAAGGCAUUAUCUGUGUAACCUUUAGAGCACUGGGCCAACGAGGAGCUGACCAGCCAGUAACCCCCCCCCCCCCCAAAUCAAGACCCUGUUGUACCACACACGUUUGGCUGUGAGUUGAUGAGUGACUGAUUCAUUUCUCUGUUUUAAUUUAUUUUUAUCCGUAAAAUCAAAAAGAUUGAGAAGAAAAGGCAUUUCUGCAGAUUUUUGCCAUAAUUUGCCACCAUUUUUAUGUCCUUGUGUUGAUUCCAUUGCUAUCUUUGUUUGUGCCAUCUGAUCAAAAAAUUGAUUUUACUUAUCUUGAAAACUUCAAUGCCAUACAGUACCUCUUUAAAAUUAGUUAGACAUUUUUUGGAGUUUCUGUGACCAAAACCAACUUUGUCCCUCUAAGUGCCAAGCCUCUGCCUGGGUCAUUAGUAAUAUGGUCAGCUUUUCCCUCCAGAAACGACUAAAGUCUAAAAUGCUCCUUUUGGUGACGGGCGCCAGGGUAAGCGAGAUGUUCAGCAAACCAAUGAAAUCCCACGAAUGCCUUCUGAAUAAGACUUCUGCUUUCAGUGCAUGAGAGCCCAUCUCAGACUGACUAUUUUAAAUGUUAUUAAAAGCUCGGAUUGUGCACGUCUUUCUUACUGUGCAACAACCAGCAGGACCUCAAGAUUGAACAGAACUAACGUAAAAUGUCUCUUCCCUCUCCAUCUCCAAUUUGUGUGCGUGUGUGUGGUCAGACUUGGCAUUUAAAUUGUGCUUUUAAAAGUUUUUUUGUGUAUGUGUGUCUUUUAAAGUGACUUCCAAAAGGGAAAAAUGCCUGCUGGUUGCCCUACGUGCAUGAUCUCUUGACCGAGGAAACGGUUCACCUGGACGAAAAGCUGCUUUUUGUUAUAUUUUAUUGGAUAAAAGUUUUAAUUCUAGCUGGUAUGCGUGGACAUCCGAGUGGGUUUUUCAUGUUAAAAUUAAUAAAUUCUAAUCGAGCAAUACACGCUGAUAGUUUCCUUACCUGAGGUGAACUUGCUUUUCUCUCGCUACCCAGUUAUUUCAUAAAGACAUUAACAGUAUUACGUGCUCUCGCCUCGUAUUCUAGGAAAGCCUGUCCUUUACUUAAGAACUGAAAAUUGUGCCUUUUUAUUUUCUUAUGCCAUUUACAUGUGUUAAUAUUUCCCAUGGUUAACACCUGUGCUGGUAUUGACCCUUUAUGUACAGAACAAUUAAAUAAAAAGUAUGUCUACUUCUUUAA